ACCUCCGCCAUGCCCAAGGCUCGCUUCAACCCCGAGCGCCACCGCUCGCGCGUGCGUCACAACCCGCUGGCGCGCAGCGGCGAGGCGGGCGCCUCUGCCAGCACGCCUGCCUCGAGCACGCCCGCGGCCGGCAGCAGCGCCGCCGCCGCGGCCGAGCUCUCCAUCCCGCUGCUGCUCAAGCUGCCGCUGCCCGGCACACACGUCGAGCCGGCGCCGAGCAGCAGCGACACGCACUGGGCGCUCUCGUCGCUCUCGCUGCUGCUGCUCGAGAAGCCGGCGCGCCGCGUGCUGCUGGCGCCGCAGCACCGCCUGCUGCCGCGCCUCGUGCGCGCCCUCGAGCACGACGAGCCCGCCGUGCGUGCAGAGGCCAGCGGCGCCCUGCGCAACGUCUGCAUCGACGCUGGCUUCGCAGAGCGCACCAAGCUCGCCGACAAGGACACCUAUGCCGUGCUGGUGCGCCAGAUGCUCGCCGUCUCGCACGCCCUCGACGGCCAGGCUGCGGCGCCGCAGCAGCCGCGUGCCGCGCCCGUCGUGCCGGACAAGCCGCUGGAGGAGAUGAACCGCAAGGAGCGCAGACAUGCCGCCAAGGCUGCUGGCGCCGGUGCUGCCGCGGCAGCUGCCGGAGCAGACGGCGCCCUCGAGCGCAUGGACGCUGCCGAUGCGGCACAGGACGAGGAGGAGCUCAGUCCGCUCUACGCGCACCUGACCAAUCUCUGCGUCGUGCUGUGGUGCAUUCUCGAGGCGUCGUCGGCGCAUCUGGCGCCCCUGACGCCUCACUUCGCCGACGUCAUGGAGGUGCUCUGCGCCACCAUUCGCCGCGCCACUGCCGCCAGCAACGUGCAGCGCGGCGAGGGCGGCGCGGCUCGUGAGGCCGCGCGCAUCCGUGCCGCCGAGCGCGAGGCCGGCAUCGCAGCGGCCAACACGCUGCUGACGCUGACGGAUGCACAUGCGCUCGCUGCCAUUGCGCUCGUGGGCGUUCCGCGCAGGGAGCUCGACGAGGUGCUGAACCAGGGCAAGAAGCCGAACCCGAAGCGCUCGGGCCCGGCUGCUGGUCCCGACGUGUCGACGAGCAAGGGCAAGCGUCAGCUCGACAUUCUCGGCGAUGCAGUGGGGCAGAUCUUGUCUACGCUGAUGGCCGGACCCACCCGCGAGAGUCUGCAGCCCGUCAGCCUCGGCCUGCUGGCGCUCGGCUCCCUUCGCAACGCCUCCAACUCGUUGCCGCCGGCAUUGCGGUCCCGCAUCGUGCUCAGCGCUACAAGCCAGUUGCCGCCCCAAGUGCGAGCGCAAGCCGGCAGCAUGGACAUGUCGCUCGCCGACUUUGAGGCAGAGUUUGCUAUUGCGCCGCUGCUCGUCACCAUCGAGACGCUCGGCGAGGAGUGGAAGGCUGCGCCGGCUGCACCGCCUGUCAGCGCUGGUGCGGAUGCACAGAUGGAGGUGGAGGGCAGCACCGAGACGAGUGACGCUGUAGCGCCAACGCAGACUCGCGCCGAGAUCAAGAGCGAGGAGCUGGUCGGAGCGCUGCAGCUGGCUCUCGAGGUGCUGGCCGAGCUUGUGGGCGCCGUGGGCGUGGCGCACCUGGCCGCAUCGGGGCCGGACGACAACGACGAUGGAUGGGCGGAGGAGGGCGAUGACGAGGAGAUGGCGAUCGAUGGUGAUGCCGCCGACGGCAUGGAGGAGGAUGCGCCCGCCGCGGCCGGCGUGGCACUGCCCACGUCUGCCGACGAGUUCAGCAAGCAUCCUCUCGCGAAGUUCGCGACUGGCAUCGUGCCACGCGUGAUGCUGUGGAUGGCACAACCUCCUUCCUCACCCGUCAGCGACGCAACACAACUCGAGGCGGUCAACUCUCUGGCAACGCGAGCACUCAGCGUCCUCUCCAACCUCUUCCACGGCCUCGCCGUCAUGGCGCCUCCUCCGCCCUCGGAGCCUCGGCCAGAGCAUGCGUCGCUGCACGCCAGCUUUGCGGCCUGGCGCUCUGCCUCGCCUGCAGUGCAGCAGACGUGGUGUCAGACAUUUGAGCUGGCACUGGCGUUCGGAGCGCAGGGCGAUGCUCGGCGUACGGCACUCGAGGCGUGCAUGAACGUCCUGUACGCUCUCUCGCGCUGCUUCGAAGGCGCCGCCCUGCCCGUGCAGCCCGCUGCGUUCCCUUCUUGCCCACUCGCCCAAGCAUCAAGCGGCGCGCUCGAGGCACUUCUGGCUGCCGCAGCGCCUGGCGCGCCCAUUGGCGACGAUGCGCUGCGCGUCUCGGCCAUCUCGACACUUGGGCCGCUGGCGCGCGGCGGAAGCGUCCUGGCGACGGACGUGGCGCGCAUCGGCGAUGCACUCGUGCGCGUCGCUGAGAGCCUGCCGGCGCCCGGAGAGGCAGCCUCGGCGACGACUUGCGGGCCAGAGGCGGUGCUGGCGGCUCUGGACGCUGCCAUCGACACGUUUGCCGACGAGACGAGCCCGUGGGAUCAGCUGGCCUUCGUGCAGCCUGCUCUGCUGCCGCGCCUCAAGAAGCUGCUGCCGCGUGCUCGCGCCAUGGCUCGCGCGAUUGACAAGCGCAAGCAGCCGCAGCUGCGCGAGAGCGCCGACGGCACUGUCGACAACCUCAAGGGCUUCGUCGCCUACCGCGAGCAGUAGCAUGGCUCAGCGCCGGCACUUGAAUGGCAUGAGUCUUGUGCGUGAAUGGAGU
Tilletiopsis washingtonensis is the source of this 2671-nucleotide messenger RNA. RefSeq lists its product as hypothetical. NCBI's taxonomy places the organism in Eukaryota, Fungi, Basidiomycota, Exobasidiomycetes, Entylomatales. The record is from RefSeq and is a predicted model, not a curated record. The transcript is spliced from 2 exons. Gene Ontology annotation, biological process: protein import into nucleus; ribosomal large subunit biogenesis. Bases 10 to 2619 code for a protein of 869 amino acids.